UCCUUUGAUAGCCGCGACAGAACAUGCUUCUCGAGCAGCCUAUCGCGUGAUCAACAAGAGAAGCUGUUCCUGAACCGAAACUCGCCCUGACGGUCUCUGUCGUGUGUUCGAAAAUCCGCCGCGCUUAACCCCACCGCCGCCAACCCAACGUCUCUCCCCUUUUCCGACUCUCGCCUCCCCGCCCCGGCUGUUCUGUCUUGGUGUGUUCACGAGCAGUCUAGGUUCUUGCGAUUUGUCUUGCCAGAUAAUUCUCGCCAUUGCCCAAGAUGGAUCGGAAUCUAGCGCGCGCUGUGGCCGAUAAGCAGCCGGUUCCGGAAAUUGAUUUCACCCUGCAUGUCAUGGAAGAUGGCACCCAGGUGUCCACCCUAGAACGUGUUGUCAAAGAGGUGCAAGCACCCGCCUUGAACAAACCAUCAGACGAUCAGUUUUGGGACCCCGAAGAACCAACGAAACCUAAUCUCCAGUUUCUCAAGCAACACUUCUAUCGGGAGGGUCGCCUUACCGAGGACCAGGCGCUAUGGAUUAUACAGGCGGGUACUCAAAUCCUGAAGUCGGAGCCCAACCUGCUGGAAAUGGACGCGCCCAUAACUGUGUGCGGUGAUGUUCACGGGCAGUACUACGAUCUGAUGAAGCUGUUUGAGGUGGGAGGAGACCCUGCUGAGACGCGUUAUCUUUUCCUGGGCGACUAUGUCGAUCGAGGCUACUUCAGUAUUGAGUGUGUCCUGUACCUAUGGGCACUGAAGAUCUGGUAUCCGAAUACACUCUGGUUGCUUCGCGGCAACCACGAAUGUCGACACUUGACAGAUUAUUUUACUUUCAAGUUGGAAUGUAAGCAUAAAUAUAGCGAGCGCAUCUAUGAAGCCUGCAUUGAGUCGUUUUGCGCGCUGCCGCUGGCGGCGGUUAUGAAUAAGCAGUUCCUCUGUAUUCACGGUGGUUUGAGCCCUGAACUGCACACUUUAGAAGACAUCAAAUCGAUCGAUCGAUUCAGAGAACCCCCAACUCACGGGCUCAUGUGCGAUAUCCUCUGGGCCGAUCCUUUGGAGGACUUCGGUCAAGAGAAGACUGGCGACUACUUUAUUCAUAAUAGCGUUCGAGGGUGCUCCUACUUUUUCUCAUACCCUGCCGCGUGUGCUUUCCUCGAGAAGAACAACUUGCUCUCAGUCAUUCGAGCUCACGAGGCUCAGGACGCGGGAUACCGCAUGUACCGCAAGACGCGGACUACAGGAUUUCCCAGUGUCAUGACCAUUUUCAGCGCACCGAACUACUUGGAUGUAUACAACAACAAAGCCGCCGUCCUGAAAUACGAGAACAAUGUCAUGAACAUCCGACAAUUCAACUGCACCCCUCACCCUUACUGGCUUCCCAACUUCAUGGAUGUGUUCACCUGGUCUCUGCCGUUUGUCGGUGAGAAGAUUACCGACAUGCUUAUUGCCAUUCUCAACACUUGCUCCAAGGAAGAGCUUGAAGACGAGACACCCUCUACCAUCUCCCCUGCCGAGCCGUCUCCACCGAUGCCGAUGGACACAGUGGAUACAGAGAGUACCGAGUUCAAACGACGUGCUAUCAAGAACAAGAUUCUCGCCAUUGGCCGGUUGUCUCGAGUCUUCCAAGUGCUGCGUGAGGAGUCUGAACGUGUUACGGAACUUAAGACCGCGGCUGGAGGUCGACUUCCUGCCGGUACUUUAAUGCUUGGUGCGGAAGGAAUUAAGCAAGCCAUCACGAACUUUGAAGAUGCCCGCAAAGUUGAUUUACAGAACGAACGUCUCCCGCCUUCUCACGAUGAGGUCGUCAGACGAAGCGAAGAGGAAAGACGCAUCGCCCUUGACCGCGCCCAACACGAAGCUGAUAACGAUACUGGCCUUGCCACAGUUGCAAGGCGCAUUAGCAUGAAAAUCCCGUCGACAACGAGACGGUAG
Aspergillus nidulans FGSC A4 is the source of this 1916-nucleotide messenger RNA. Its product is annotated as calcineurin catalytic subunit cnaA. The record is from RefSeq and is a predicted model, not a curated record. The transcript is spliced from 5 exons. Gene Ontology annotation, biological process: calcineurin-mediated signaling. NCBI's taxonomy places the organism in Eukaryota, Fungi, Ascomycota, Eurotiomycetes, Eurotiales, Aspergillaceae. The coding region runs from base 267 to 1916 and encodes 549 amino acids. Gene Ontology annotation, molecular function: hydrolase activity; calmodulin-dependent protein phosphatase activity; protein serine/threonine phosphatase activity.